Caenorhabditis sp. 36 PRJEB53466 is the source of this 1730-nucleotide messenger RNA. Lineage: Eukaryota; Metazoa; Nematoda; Chromadorea; Rhabditida; Rhabditidae. The record is from the annotation of a GenBank genome assembly.
AUGUCGGACGCGGAUCGCGAACGAUUCGCCGAUUUGGUCGCCGAACUGGAGACGGCGUCCGCCGAAGCGGUGAAAGCCAUCGAAAAAGUGACGGAUCGGCUCGAGGACACGAAAAAUGACAAAGAAGUGCGGAAAAUUCAGGAAGCUUUGCGAAAAAACAACAAAAACAAUUUGUUUGCAGGGUCUAUCACUUCUGAAGCUCAAAAACUACGAAAUGACGGCCUAUUUGGGCGAAUUGACGGUUCUGAUGUCGAAAAUGAUGAAAGGAGAGUCGAUUGUGACGGAAUCGUCCGUCAAACGGGCUCUCAAGCAUAGAGUGGUCAGUUUUUGCGGAAAAUUUGAAACAAAUUGAAUUUCCAUCAAUCUAUUCUCCGAAUUCCUCAAUUCCAGUUUAUCGAGAAAAUGAAGCCGAUCGAAGACAAAAUGAAGCCGCAAAUUGAGAAAUUAUUGAGUAAAUCGGCCGAUUCGAAUGGAUCAAACGGAGUCGGAAAAGGCGGAAAUUUGAGAGUUCGGCUCGAAAAUAUGGACGUGGACGGAAGCGAAAAUGAGGAAGAAAACGGAGAAUCCGAAGGCGAAGAGGGAAAAACGACGAAGGAGGUCAAGAAGUACGUGGCACCCAGGAUCCGGGCUGUCCGAUAUGAAGGUACCUGUUUUUUUUUUCGUUAAUUUAGUGUAGCCUGUAUAUUGGCCUGAAAAACCCCAACAACGAAUGGUUCUGAAACUGCAUUUUUCUUUAAUUAUGAAAUGUUUGUAGACGAAGAAGAAGCGCCGUCGAAACAAGUGGAAAAGGCGAAAAGACGGGCGAUGCAGAGCAGUCUCAUCAUGGAACUCAAGAAUCAGUACAGCGAUGCGCCCGAGGAAAUUCGUGUAAAUAUUCGAGAUUUGUUUGAAAAAAAUCUACUCAAAUUCAAUGCAACUUAACGCAAUUUGGAGAAUUCAAGGAAAUUUAGUCAGAAUUUGACUUUGAGAACUUCUUUUUAUAUUGCUUGUGUAUCGCAAAACACCUAACGCUUAGGUGAAAAAAUUGUGAAACCGAAAAAAACAUUGAAUUUUGUGCAGGAGAUGAGCGAGAAAAAGUACCAAUACGAUCGGGAACGCGAAAAAUACGAGGAGGAGAAUUUCACGCGAAUUCGGCUGAACAAGGAGCAGAAGAGGCGAUCGGAGCAGUUGGGAAAGGCGGAGACGCUCGACGAUCUGCUCACGUUCGGAGACUACAUGAUGAGGGGCGAGGACGGACGCGCGCUCACCCAGCAGAAGAAUCGGUAGGCACAGAAGAGGAGAAGUAAACGAACAGACAUAUACCACUCAAGAUUCUUCUAAAAGGACCAGCGAACCCUCGGAGUUUAUGUGUCUAUCAUCUGUCCGUAAAUGUGGCAAUAAGAGGCAAUUCAGACAGACACCAAAACUCGCCGGGUUCCCUGGUCAUUUAAUAGGAAUAAUGACAAGAAUCUAGCGUUCUCAAAAGGCUAGUUCUAUUAAAAAUAUACUUUUUCAUUAAAAUAGCAGUUUGGGGGUGUUAAGUAGAAUCUAGCGAGUUAAAAAUAGCGCCCCUGAGAAGCAGCAUAGCCGAAUUUUCCCUCAUUAUGCGUUUCUUUGUUUUCAGAAAGCGCUCGGCGUCUUCGGGAGCCGGCACAACUACGAAACGGCACAAAAAAUCGCAAAAAGAGCGAAAAAAGGCGGCGAAGGGAAAGAAGGAGGGCAGGAAGAGGGCGAUUCGCAGAAGACAGUGA